UGACAGAUCUGCACCCAACUGGAAACCACCCAUCCUCCCCCUGCUUGUUUGUGCCUCUUCUGCACUCUUGUCUGUGAUAUUGGCUGAGGCUGGUCUUGGGAAGGAAGCUGGUUGACUGCUGGACUGGUGAUUGACUCUAACUCUUAUUUCCGACUCUAUCACCUGAAUCACCGAAAGGUCAGAGUGUGAAGAUACACAAUUGUGACAGAUCUGUGACAGGUGGAGGUGGGGACUGUGGUACUGGUAUUUAACUGCGUCUUCUCUGUAACUGGUACUAUGAGUGGGGCUGAGAUCGAGCCUGGUGCCCAGGCCAAGCCUGAAAAGAAGGCUGGAGAAGAAGUUGGGGGUGGGUCUGAGAGAGAGAAUGAAGUCCCGAUGGUGGUCAGAUCCAAGGUUAGGACCCAGGCCCAGGUAAUGCCUGGGGCAAGGCCCAAAACUGCAUCCAAAGCUGUGAAUGGGGCAAGGCCCAAAACUGUGUCCAAGGGUAUGAAUGGGGUAAGGCCCAAAACUGAGUCCAAGGCCAUGAAUGGGGCAAGGCCCAAAGCAGAGUCCCAGGUGAUGGCUGGGUCAGGGCCCCAAACUGAUUCCCAAGCAAUGGCCGGGGCAAGGCCCAGAACUGAAAUCCAGAGAAUAUCUGGGGCAAGGCCCAAAACUGAGGCCAAGGCACUAGGUAGGGCAUGUCCUAAAACUGAAGCCAAGGCAAUCCCUGGGGAAAGGCCCAAGGAUGAAGCCCAGGAUUGGGCCCAGACUGAGUUUGGGGCUGAGGCAAUGUCCGAAACAGAGGGCCUGACCCAGACCAAUGCAGUAGCCUGGCCACUGGUCAGUGCUGAGUGUGGGUCAGAUGCUAAACCUAUGGCCCUGUCUGUAGAUAGGGAACCGAUCAGGGUGGACGCUAAGACCUUUCCUGGCUCCCAGGGAAUCCAACCCUGGUUUGGAUCAGGGGAGGAAAUGAAUACCGGGUCUUGGUGCUAUCCCACGCCAAGGGCCAGAGCAGAGGGCUCUAAUGAAUCUGGACUCUGGUCAGCAGAUGAGACCUCUACAGUGUCUUCUUUCUGGGCUGGAGAAGAGGCCAAUAUCAGAUCCUGGCCCAGGGAAGAGGCCAAUGCCAGGUCCAGGCACAGGGUCAAACAUCAGCCUAACCCCAGGUCUAGGCCCAGAUCCAAGAAAGAUCCCUAUAUUGAUUCCAGGUCUACAUCUGAGGAGGAGUCUGGCAACCCAUUAUGCUUGUGGGCUGGAGAAAAUACCAAUCCCUUAUUCAGGCCCAGAGUCAGAGAGGAGGCAAAUGUUAGGUCCAAGCUCAGGACAAAGACAGAGGAGGUUUCUGAACCCGAGUCUGAAGAUGAGUACUUUAAGGAGUCCUGGUUUGUGCCUGGAGAAGAGGCCAAUAGUAGAUUCAGGCCCAGAGACAAGGAAGAGCCUAAUACUGUCCUGAAGUCUAGGGCCCAGAAAGAUGUUGAUAACAGUGAUAGGGACAAACAGGAGCCCAGGUUUGAGGAGGAAGUCAUUAUUGGGUCCUGGUUCUGGGAAGAGAAAGAGGCCGGUAUGGAGGCUGGGGCUUCGGCCAUCCUUGAGUCCAUGCCAGGGGCUGAGGAGGGGGCCAUUGGUGGAUUCUCAUUCGGAACUGAGGAAAAAUUCAGUUUGGGGGCUGUGGCCAGAGAAGAGACCAGGCCAGAGUCUGAAGAGGAGGACAUAUUUGGGUCCUGCUUCUGGGACAGGGAUGAGGCCUGCUUUGACCUAAAUCCCAAUCCGGUGUACAAGGCUACUCCCAGGUUCAGCAAUUCAGCUGAGGAAAUUAAUACAUCACGCAGGCCCCAAACUUGGGAAGAGGUCACUGUUGAAUUCAAACCUGGUCCUUCUUAUCUGGUUGGUUUCCCCUCCCCAAGCCCCUUCAGAUUCUCAAAAGAAGCAGCAGCAGCUGCAUUCGCCAAAUUGUUUGAGGGAAAGCCCCAGAAUGCGGAUCUCACCCCAGAAGGGGAAGAGCAGGAAUCGGGGCUUCAGCCCCAUCAGCCUGACCCUGAGUUCCCAUUUCAGUGUGAGCCGUCCUACAGGUCAGUCAGGGAAAUUCGGGAGCACCUUAGGACCAGGGAGAGUGCAGAGCCUGAGAGUUGGUCCUGCAGCUGCAUCCAGUGUGAACUUAAAAUUGGUUCUGGAGAGUUUGAAGAACUCCUUCUGUUAAUGGACAAAAUCCGAGAUCCCUUUAUUCAGGAAAUAUCUAAAAUCGCAAUGGGUACGAGAAGCGCUUCUCAAUUUACCCGAGAUUUCAUUCAGGAUUCGGGUGUUGUCUCACUUAUUGAAACCUUGCUCAAUUAUCCCUCCUCCCGAGUUAGGACACAGUUUUUGGAAAAUGUGAUUCUCACGUCUCCACCAUAUCCUAAUCUUAACAUGAUUGAGACAUUCAUAUGUCAAGUGUGUGAGGAAACCCUUGCACAGACUGUGAAUUGCCCCGAGCAGCUGCUUGGAUUAAGGCUGCUUAGAUACCUCACUACACCUACUGACUAUCACACACUGGUUGCCAAUUUUAUGUCUGGGUUUCUCUCCCUGAUAGUCACAGGAAAUGCAACAACAAAGUUUCAUGUUCUGAAAAUGCUGUUGAAUUUGUCUGAAAAUGCUAUGGUGAUCAAAAACCUAUGCAAUGCCAAAGCUCUAUCGAUAUUUUGGGGCCUCUUUAACAUAGAAGAAUCAAACGAUAAUAUUCAAAUUGUUAUUAAAAUGUUUCGGAAUAUCAGUAAUAUUAUAAGAAAUGGUACAAUGGCCUCAAUUGAUGAUGAUUUCAGUCUUGAGCCACUUAUUGCUGCAUUCUAUGAAUUUGAGGACUUAGCCAAGGAACUGCAAACGCAGAUAGACAAUCAACAUGAUCCUGAUCCUGAC
This is a messenger RNA of Hipposideros armiger (great roundleaf bat), 2868 nucleotides long. RefSeq names its product G-protein coupled receptor-associated sorting protein 2-like. The annotation marks the transcript as partial. Gene Ontology annotation, molecular function: G protein-coupled receptor binding. The transcript has a single exon. Gene Ontology annotation, cellular component: nucleus; cytosol. Lineage: Eukaryota; Metazoa; Chordata; Mammalia; Chiroptera; Hipposideridae. The record is from RefSeq and is a predicted model, not a curated record.